Molecule: messenger RNA, 837 nt
Organism: Tarenaya hassleriana
Lineage: Eukaryota; Viridiplantae; Streptophyta; Magnoliopsida; Brassicales; Cleomaceae
Product: bark lectin-like
Exons: 1
Coding region: 29-670 (213 amino acids)
Molecular function (GO): endopeptidase inhibitor activity
Source: RefSeq, a predicted model, not a curated record
AAAAAACACAACCCAGAGAAAGACUACGAUGAAGCCUGUUUUCUCCUUUCCUUUCGUCUUCAUUCUGCUUGUUGUGUCGGCAGCUGGUCCUGUCCGAGGACAAGAAGUUCUCGACACUUCAGGCAACCCUGUCGAGGCUGGCGUUCAGUACUAUAUCAUACCUGCAAAGUCCGGAAAUGGCGGCGGUCUCGUCCCAUCGAGCCGAACCUUCAACCCACAACAGUUAUGUCCGCUCGACGUGGUUCAGUCGCCACUCCCCUUCAUCCCCGGGUUGCCCGUCACGUUCACCGUCCUGAACAGUGCGGACAAUGUCCUGCAGCUGAACACGAACCUCAACGUUCAGUUCGAAUCCACCGUCUGGCUCUGCCCAGAAACCAAGGUGUGGAAAGGAGAAGACUUUGAAAACACCGACGAGUAUGCGUACAUAAGCACUGGCGGGGAGAUAGGUGGUCCGAACAGCUGGUUCAGGGUCUUGAAGUUCGUGGAUGAUUACAAGCUCGUGUUCUGUAAGGACGGCACCACGUGUCACUACGUCGGUACGUACAACGACGGGUUCGGCGUCCAACGACUGGUCGUCGGCCACGAGAUCUUGGCCGUGAAGUUCCAGAAGGUGUCCGGGACGAGCGUUGAGGCCGAGAAGAUGAUGCCGAGGAUGUUUCCUGCGUAUUAAGUAACGUUAACUAGUGUGAUCCAUGAAGUUAUAUAUGCCCAAUGGUUGGUGGGAGAAUAACAACUUUAUGAUAAAAAUACGAACUAUAAAUGAAAUAAAAAAACAUGCGUACGUGCAUGUCAUGGUUAACUUCUCUAUAAACAUGCGUCCAGGGUUUUCGACCGUAA